UCAACGUCCAAAGUUCAUAGACUCAGCAGAUAAACACUGAUAAACCCUAAUCCGGUGAUGGAUGGGUCAGAUUUCUUUCAGGAUGAUUGUAACUCGAUAGCUACAGAGAUGAAGGGUGAAGAGGAGCGGAUUCGACAGAAGAGAAGGUGGCUGUUAGGUCUUGAUACGCCUAAGCCUGAGAAUCCGACUACUGAGUUUCUCGAAUCUGAGGAUCACACUCCAGGAAAGACUGAGUUUCUCGAAUACGAAUGCCUCCCUGAAUCUUUGCUCAGGGAAGAUGAUCUAUUCUACGAGACAGCAAAAUCGCGUGUUGAAGAAGCAUUUGGAAUCUGCAAAAACCAAGAGGCUCAACGAAAGGACUCCAAGUUCUGCAAUAAAGACGUUGUUAGAAAACUUAGCAUGUAUCUUGAUUCUUUGACGAAUGAAGGUCUAUCUCUCGUUGUAGAGAUCAUCACUGGAGGCUCUACUUCUUUUGACAAGACCCGGCCGAAAAUGAAACAGAUUAUCAGAGAAUCUGUCAAAAAGAGAAGAAGAUACGACAUUGUUGAGCUGUUGCAUCAAGCUCUUAGUGAUCCUGGAAACUUGCGGAAAGAUUGCACCAUGGAUUCUGCAAAACCCAUGUCUCAUCGUGAUGCUGCACUGAAUGUACUUGAUGAGCUAGAUAAGUUGUCGACUCAGACUCUACUUGCAAUGAAAGGGAAACUUGAAGGUUCAGUUACGAUACCUCCUCGGUUGAAACCAAGUCAAAUGGGUAAAAAGAAAAUGCAUCUGAUAGACCAAGUGAAGCAAGCUAGCGAGAAGAUGCUCUCAGAACUUUCCGCAGGGGAGAAAUUGCAGGAGCCAUUGGCUAAGGCGAUGUCAUUAGUAGAUUUGUCUCUUAAGUUAAGUCCUGGCUACAACAAACCUAGAGCUCCUCCCACAGAUUUUUUCCAUUUCUCACCUGAAACAAAGACGCUACAAAACGAGAUAGUGAAGGCAGUUUUGUUACUCCGUACGGCCAGGAUUGAUGCUGCGUUUGAAAGAGUGGGUCUUAUCUUAGACCCCGAAGCCCAAGUAUCAAAUCACAGCUUAAGAUCAGCGGUCGAGAGAAUGCUGAUUCACUAUCUGUUUGAGUGCUGUGAUAUGGACGUCAUUCCAAAGUCUUUGACUAACGCUCUUUCAUUGGUCAACAACAAGACUACCCGGAGUUUAGACCAUAGAGUAUUUCCAGGGGAAGCAAUUGAGGAAGAGACAGGGUGUAUAUUAAAUGUGAGUGCUCAACUGAAGCAAAUAGUUUGGCAAUGUAUACCUGAUUAUGAGCUUGAUCAGGACUUUGGUGAUGCUUAUAUGGAGGAGCUAGAAGAAAGUGAUGAUGAUGAUUACAGUCAAGACUAUGCUUUCGGUACCACUGAUCCGGAUCAAGACGAAGUUGUUGCAGAAUGCUCAGUUUUGAAUUCGACUGCUUUAGACGCAACCAACCAGCAUCAUCCCAGCUCUUCUCUCGUUAUAAGGGACCUGACAGAGAGUAGUAUUACAAGAGCUCAUCCUAGGUCUCUCUUUGCCACUCCCACGUCCAAUAAAUCUACACCAGUCUGUGAUAGACAUGACAGAGAUAACCAUAUUAGCCCUCGUUCAUUGUAUUCUGUUGAAAACAUAAAGAGUGAUGAUCAUUGCACGCAGAAUCCAGUCAAAAGAAAGAAGAACCAGUACCUCGCAGUCCAAGAAAUUUGUGAUGGCACAAGCUUGGUUGCGUAUAACCUAAUAGGACGCUUACUUGAGAAAUUUGCAGACCAAAAAAGCCUAGAAUUACAAGUAGAUGAACGUUCAUAUCUUAGAGGAGAAUCCAGGCUUCAAAAAGAUGUAGAAGGUGAGGUGAGUGAAGAAAACAAAGCUUCAGAUGAGUCCAUCACACUUUCUGCUGUCCAAGAGAUAUACCCUCCCUUGAUCAGAGUGUAUUGUUGAAAUUAAAAAAGCUGAUGGAAUAGCUACAGUGGAAUGCAGCAGGAAAGAAAGAAAAGAAGUGCUCCUCUGUCGAUUACUAAUUCUAUUAUUAUUAAGAUAAGAAAACAUUAUGUCUGUUUAAUCUCGGUUCAGUUUUAAAUUAAUCUUUUCUAAAAUUUAUCAAAAUAUAAUUAUAUUUUUAAUAAAUAUUUAUUUUAUUUAUUCGAUUCAAAAUAUUUGAGAUUUUCAGAGAAAACUGCAAAAUACAAUUAC
Molecule: messenger RNA, 2193 nt
Organism: Eruca vesicaria subsp. sativa (arugula)
Lineage: Eukaryota; Viridiplantae; Streptophyta; Magnoliopsida; Brassicales; Brassicaceae
Source: the annotation of a GenBank genome assembly